AUGCCCCAAAACAUUGGGGACCUGUGCGUGGUCUGCCUCAGCACCUACGGGGUUAACCUGGCGCUGCUGGGGCUCAACCUGCGCCGCUGGAAACCAGGGAAAACGCACAAAAAUGAGGGGCGCCGCUUUCCCGCCGCUCCCCCUCAGGCUUCCGCGCACGCGCAGUGCGGCCGGACCUUGGGGAUUUGCCCAAAACUGGGGUUUUUUGCCCAGAAAAGCGCGCGGUACCUGCAGCAGGAGCUGCCCGUGCGCAUCGCCCACCGCAUCCAGGGCUUCCGGAACCUUCCCUUCAUCAUCGGCUGCAACCCCACCAUCCUGCACGUGCACGAGCUGUACAUCCGCGCCUUCCAGAAACUGAGCGACUUCCCCCCGAUCCAGGUGCGCAGCGACGAGGCGCAGUACUGCGCGCUGCUGCGGCAGCUGCUGGAGGAUCACAAGGACGUGGUGACGCUGCUGGCCGAGGGGCUGAGGGAGUGCCGCAGGCACAUACAGGAUGAGCGGCUGCUGCGGCCGUUCCUGGACAAGACGCUGACGUCGCGCCUGGGCAUGCGGAUGCUGGCGGCGCAUCACCUGGCGCUGCACGAGGACAAGCCGGAUUUCGUCGGCAUCAUCUGCACGCGCCUGUCGCCCAAGAAACUCAUCGAGAAGUGGGUGGACUUCGCCAGGCGUUUAUGUGAACACCAGUACGGGAACGCUCCCCGUGUGCGCAUCAACGGGCACGUGGCGGCGCGCUUCCCGUUCAUCCCGCUGCCCCUGGACUACGUCCUGCCCGAGCUGCUCAAGAACGCCAUGAGGUGCCCGCGGUUUGGGGGGAAUUUCCUUUCUGGCCACUUUUUGUUAUUUUUGGUGCCCCGCAGGUUCAGCCUCGGGGUAAAUUUGGGGGUUUUUGGGGUGGGAUUUGGGGUUUUUGGGGUGGGAUUGUCGGGUUUUUGGGGUGGGUAUUUUAGGGUAUUUUUUGGGGGACUUUUCUGGGAUUUUGGGACCAUUUUGGGGCCACUUUUUGUUAUUUCUGGUGCCCCCAGGUUCGGCUUCGGGCUGCCGACGUCGCGCGCCUACGCCGAGUACCUGGGGGGGUCGCUGGUGCUGCAGUCGCUGCAGGGCGUCGGCACCGACGUCUACCUGCGGCUGCGGCACAUCGACGGCAAGGCCGAGAGCUUCCGCAUCUAGGGGGGCUUCGGGGGAACCCCCCGAGCCCCACGCGGCUCACGGGGGGCCGGCAGAGCCCCCAGAGCUGGUUCUGCUCGUGGGAACCCUGGAGAACCCUCAAAGGUUGGACUUUGGGGUCGUGGAACCCCUAAAAGUUGGGUUUUGGUCAUUAAAAUCAUGGAGAACCUGCCAGAGUUGGGUUUUGGUCAUGGAGGUCAAGGAGAACCCUCAAAAGUUGGGUUUUGGUCAUUGAAACCAAGGAGAAUCCUCAAAAGUUGGGUUUUGGUCAUUAAAACCAAGGAAAACCCUCAAAAGUUGGACUUUUAGGUCAUUAAAAUUGUGGAGAACUCUUCAAA
This is a messenger RNA of Passer montanus (Eurasian tree sparrow), 1502 nucleotides long. RefSeq names its product branched chain keto acid dehydrogenase kinase (gene BCKDK). NCBI's taxonomy places the organism in Eukaryota, Metazoa, Chordata, Aves, Passeriformes, Passeridae. Gene Ontology annotation, biological process: regulation of glucose metabolic process; protein phosphorylation. The coding region runs from base 1 to 1167 and encodes 388 amino acids. The transcript has 9 exons. Gene Ontology annotation, cellular component: mitochondrion. Gene Ontology annotation, molecular function: pyruvate dehydrogenase (acetyl-transferring) kinase activity. The record is from RefSeq and is a predicted model, not a curated record.